Lactuca virosa is the source of this 1856-nucleotide messenger RNA. The record is from the annotation of a GenBank genome assembly. NCBI's taxonomy places the organism in Eukaryota, Viridiplantae, Streptophyta, Magnoliopsida, Asterales, Asteraceae.
AUGCUCGCUCCAUCAUAUUCCAUUUUCGAAACUUUUUCAAAGACCAUGGAGGGUAGACUUAUUAAAUCCUUAACAAUGAUGAUGGUGAUCCUGAUGAGUGCCUCAGCUAAAAUACCCACCACCAUAGACGGCCCAUUUAACCCGGAAACUCGAAAAUUCGACCCAUCACUUCGUCGAGGCAGCGACGAUUUGCCCAUGAAUCAUACCAGAUUAAAGAAAAAUGUGACUUCAAAUUUUCCAGAACAAAUUGCUUUAGCACUUUCCACUCCAAAUUCCAUGUGGGUUUCAUGGAUCACUGGCGAUGCACAAAUUGGGAAGAAUGUGACGCCACUCGAUCCAUCGACUGUUGCUAGUGAAGUGUGGUAUGGAAAAAAAGUGGGGGUGUAUUCGAAGAAACGACAUGGAGUUUCAGUGAUUUAUAAUCAGUUGUAUCCAUUCAAGGGGCUUCUUAAUUACACUUCCGGGAUCAUCCAUCAUGUCAAAAUUGAUGGUCUUGAACCUGGUACGACUUAUUACUACAAAUGUGGAGACAGUUCUAUUCCGGCGAUGAGCGACGAGCGUGUUUUCAAAACGUUACCGUUGCCCAGCCCUAACGCAUACCCUAGUAGAAUCGGAGUCGUCGGAGACCUUGGCCUCACUGCAAAUACGACCACCACUAUCGAUCAUCUGAUUCAAAAUGAUCCAUCUCUUGUUGUAAUGGUGGGUGACCUAAGUUACGCUAAUCAGUACCUUACAACCGGUGGCGAUGGUGCUUCCUGCUUCUCUUGUACUUUUCCCGAUGCCCCAAUUCGUGAAACAUAUCAACCCCGUUGGGAUGGAUGGGGAAGGUUCAUGGAGCCCUUGAUCUCUAGAGUACCCAUGAUGAUCAUUGAAGGUAACCAUGAGAUCGAACCACAAGCUUCUGGUGUCACUUUUGAAUCAUAUCUAAAAAGAUUCGCAGUUCCCUCGAAAGAGUCGGAUUCUAACACGAAUUUCUACUACUCAUUUGAUGCGGGAGGCAUACACUUCAUCAUGUUAGGAGCAUAUAUUGACUACAAUAGAACCGGUGCACAAUAUUCGUGGCUUCAAAAGGACUUGAGAAAAUUAAACCGAAGUGUGACACCUUGGUUAGUGGCUGCAUGGCAUUCCCCUUGGUACAAUAGUUAUUCCUCACAUUAUCAAGAAUUUGAGUGUAUGAGGCUAGAAAUGGAAGAACUUUUGUAUGAGUAUCAUGUCGACAUUGUGUUCUCUGGUCAUGUGCAUGCUUAUGAGCGGAUGAAUAGAGUGUAUAAUUACAGUUUAGACCCUUGUGGGCCCGUGUAUAUAACAAUUGGAGAUGGUGGUAACAUUGAGAAGGUUGAUGUUGAAUACGCAGAUGAACCAGGAAAAUGUCCUUCACCUAGUGAUAAUACACCCGAAUUUGGAGGGGUAUGUCAUACAAAUUUUACCUCUGGUCCUGCAAAGGGCAAAUUUUGUUGGGAUAAACAACCCGAAUGGAGUGCGUAUAGAGAAAGCAGCUUUGGACAUGGCAUCCUCGAGGUUGUGAAUUCUACAUAUGCACUAUGGACAUGGCAUCGAAACCAGGAUAUUUAUAAGGAAAACGACGUUGGUGAUCAGAUCUACAUUGUUCGCCAACCUGAGUUGUGUUCGGUUUCUCCACAGAUUGAUGUAACAGCUUAGUCAAACGAAGCAAUCGGAUGCAACGGGAUUCGGAGUGCAUGAUUUGCGUGGUUCAUCAUCUUGUUUCUUGAUCUUUGUCAUUACCUUUACAUGGCUUCAUUUUCUGUAACCAAUGUGUGUUGUAGCUUUGCCAAAAAAAAAAAAAAAACAGUUUUUCUUACUCUUGGUGGUUAAUUUGUAAUUAAAAGGUCCCAUGU